Molecule: messenger RNA, 1302 nt
Organism: Solanum dulcamara
Lineage: Eukaryota; Viridiplantae; Streptophyta; Magnoliopsida; Solanales; Solanaceae
Exons: 4
Coding region: 1-1302 (433 amino acids)
Source: RefSeq, a predicted model, not a curated record
AUGGAUGAACUUACAACCGGUAGGGGCUUGAAUCAACAACUUGGUCUUUCAAGAGCUUGUGACACUCGUUGGGUAUCUCAUUAUAAAUCCUUUAAUAAUUUUAUUAUUAUGUUUGGCUCUAUUCUUGAUGUUCUUGAAUCACUUUCUCUUGAUGCACGAAAUUUGGAUGAAAGAGCUAAGGCAAUGGGACAUCUCGAAGCUUGCCGAACAUAUGAGGUUGGUUUCAUAUUGCAUUUGAUGAGGGAUGUCUUAGGAAUUACAAAUGAGCUUAAUAAAUGCUUACAAAAAAAGGAGCAAGAUAUUGCAAAUGUCAUGUUACUUAUUGAAGUAGCAAAGAGAAGGUUGCAAGUUUUAAGAGAUGAUGAAUGGGACUCUCUUAUUGCUAAGGUAUCUACAUUUUGUAUCCAACAUGAUGUUUUGAUACCUAACUUUGAGGAGCCAUAUAUUAGCUCUUUAAGAUCACGACGAAAGCUUGUUAACUAUACAAUCUCACAUCAUUAUCGUGUUGAAGUGUUUUGCAAUAUUAUUGAUUGGCAAAUUCAAGAACUUAAUAAUCGUUUUGAUGAGGUGACAAUCGAUUUGCUCCAUGGAAUUGCUUGCUUGAAUCCAAUUAACUCAUUUUUAAGUUUUGACAUAAAAAAAGUAAUGAGAAUGGCGAAAUUAUAUCUAGAUGACUUUGAUGAAUCUAAUAUGAGUGCUCUUAAGAAUCAACUUGCAAGUUAUAUUGUUGAUGUUCGUGAUGUUGAUGAAAGGUUCUCCAAUACAAAUAGGCUUUGUGAUCUUUCCAAAAGAUUAGUUCAGACAAAAAAACAUUUUACUUAUCCUUUGGUAUUUCGUUUAGUGAAACUUGCUCUACUUCUACCAGUUGUCACUGCCUCCGUUGAAAGAGCUUUUUUGACAAUGAAGUUUAUUAAGAAUGACUUGCGGAGCCAAAUGAGUGAUGAUUUUUUUAGUGGUUGUUUGGAGCUAAAGAGAAUUCAAAAGAAACUGAAAAAAAUGGAGAAAGACCCUGCUUCUUGCAAAACAGAAUUUAUUGAGUUAUACAGUGUUGUUGGACUGUUGUUUCUUGGAAGCAAGAAGAUUACUGCUGAACUGAAGAAGUUGAUGGCGAAGAAUAUUAGGCGUAUUUGUGUUAUAGCUUUCAUGGUGAUUCUAACGCUAUGUCUCUUGGUAUUGCCAUUGGUUCUACCUCCUCUUCCACCACCACCACUUUUGCUUCUCUUUGUUCCAGCUAUACUCUUUGUUUUCCUCAUCUUCUUGGCCUUCUCUCCUUCAUUACCACCCGCUGAUGGAUCGCGUUAA